AUGGAAGAAGAAAUUCAAAUUUAAAGUAGACAAUAAAGUUUCUAAAUGUAAAUAUAUGAUAGUAAUUUAUCAUCCACAGAAGAAUUUUAGUCUUCUGAAAAAAAUAUUCCAUUAGAAUUGUAGAUAAUACCAAUUAAGGUUCAUAAGUCAAUAGUAAAAUCUAAAAGAUAUUAAAGGAAGGGCUUUGUUGUUAAAAAGCAAUUUGAAGUUGUUCCAAUUUUAACUAAAUAAAUUUAGUCAGCUGCUAAGUACCUUUUAUUUGGGUUUUAAGAAAUUGAGACAUAUUACAAAGAUUACUCUGAUCCUUAUGAUUUUGAUUUAACAUCAUAAUUAAAUUGCAUUCAACAAGUAGAGUUAGUUGAAAAUAAUAAGACAAAAAAUGAGCUGCAAAUUUUUCUUAACAACCAAGGCAGUAGUGGUAUAACUGAUUUUAAUUUCCUAAUAAAUCACUUUAGCAGAUUUACAACUUAAGACUAUCAUAAGCUCUAGCAUAUUUAAGAUAUUAAAACUUAACUAAAUUAGAGGUUAGUAUCGCUUGAAGAUAUAUAAUAAUCUAGAGAAGAUUUUUUAUAAUUUGUAGAUAAUUUUGUAAAAUUAUAAAUUGAUUAAGGUAACUAUUUUUAUGCUUAUCAGUUAUAUAUGAUAGAUAUUGAUAGGAUGGAUAUUAAUACAGAUAGGAGAUGUGUAUCCUUAUCUUUAAUGAGUUUAUUAGGCGUAGAACCUGAAGAUUAUAGAUUAUUAUUAUUUAAUUAACUAAACUCCUUUUAAAUAACUUUUGGUAAAGAUAGGCUGAAUAACAUAUUAGACAGUUUAGAUAUGAUUGUAAACAAUAAAUUGAGCAUAACAAAUGACUAUCAAAUGUGCACUAUAGAUGAUAUAGUUAUUCCAACUAAGGAGUCAUUUGAAAUUGUCCAUUGGAAGGAAAGGCCUAAAUGGGCAUCUACAUAUGAUUAUACUAUUAUAUUUCAAAAGUUCGAUAUUACUGCUGAUUAAAUAUAACAUGUCAUUAAUGAGAGAUCUCAAAAAACAGAAAUUUAGGUAGAUGAAGAAUUUAAAGAAAGUAUUAAAUUAGAAUAUGUUAUUUAAAGUGAGAUUUUCAUAGAAAAAUUUUAUCCAGAUCUAUAUAAAUAGUUAUUGAAUAAAAAAUCAGUUAAACUAAUAAUCCUAAAUGAAGAAAAUAAUGUGGAUGAAGGUGGUAAUUAAAUAUUAAUUGAUUGA
Tetrahymena thermophila SB210 is the source of this 1218-nucleotide messenger RNA. RefSeq lists its product as hypothetical. The record is from RefSeq and is a predicted model, not a curated record. NCBI's taxonomy places the organism in Eukaryota, Ciliophora, Oligohymenophorea, Hymenostomatida, Tetrahymenidae. The transcript is spliced from 2 exons.